AGUCAGAGGGGAGUGGCCUACUUACUAAAGGGGCGGAGCCACGAGGGUGGGCUAUGGGAUCAGGAAAAAAUGGAAAGAGGCCUGAAGGGCGGGGCCUAGACCGCAGAGGGCGCAGCCUUUAGGGGAAGAGGGGCGGAGGCCUGGAGUCAGACGUGGGACCUGGGAGAGGAUGGUGAAGGAGCCUUGGCAGAGAGGAUGGGAGGGCGGAGCUAGGGGUGCCAUUGAAGGGGGGUGGAAAGAUUCUAAUGCUCUGAGGUAGGGUAGGAGCCUGGAUUUGCAGAGGGAUCGAAAAAGGGGGCCGAUAGAAACGAUUCAGAAACUUUUGAAGCACGCGUAGGAGCUCAAACAUUAUGCGGGGCUAAAGCAACUGGGAAUUAUUCAAAUAUGACUAGGUGGGGUCGGAACUCCAGGCGAUGCCAGGUCUGCGAAAAUUAGACAGGUCUGGAGCUGUGUGCUUGAAUCCUGGAUGGGUGGAGCCCGGAAGAGAAAAUAACCGAAGCCCCAGAGAGGAAGAGUCGAACUAAAAAAAGUAAAGAAAAAACAAAUAUAUAUAGCUUUUUGAGACAGGGUCUCGCUCUGUCGCCUAGGCUGGAUGGAGUGCAAUGGUGUGAUCACGGCCUCGACCUUCCGGGCUCAGGUGAUCCUCCCACCUAAGCCAUCCGAGUAGUUGGCAUCACAGGCGCGUUCCACCACGCCCGGUUAAAUUUUAAUUUUUAUAGACACAGGGUCUCGCUAUGUUUCCCAGGCUGGUCUCAAACUCCUGGGCUUAAGCGAUCUGCCUGCCUCGGCCUCCCUAGGUGAUGGGGUUACAGGCAUGAGCCACGCGACCGGCCAAGUAUAGUAUUUACAGGUUUUGAGGCUGGGGACUGUACCACUGAGGUGAGAGGAGCUUGGACUGCGUGUUGUGUAGAGAACACAGAUUCGCCGGGCGCGGUGGCUCAAGCCUGUAAUCCCAGCACUUUGGGAGGCCGAGGCGGGUGGACUGCGAGGUCAAAAGAUCUAGACCAUCCUGGUCAACAUGGUGAAACCCCGUCUCUACUAAAAAUACAAAAAAUUAGCUGGGCAUAGUGGCGCGUGCCUGUAAUCCCAGCUACUCAGGAGGCUGAGGCAGGAGAAUUGCCUGAACCCAGGAGGCGGAGUUGCGGUGAGCCGAGAUCGCGCCAUUGCACUCCAACCGGAGUUAACAAGCACGAAACUCCGUCUCAAAAAAACAAAACAAAACAAAAAAAGAACACAGAUUCUCGAGUUAAUUUCCCUGGAACACCGGUUACUUCUGUGACUCCGUUUCUUCUUCCAUCUGUAAACUGGAGAUGAUGAUGUAUAACUGUGUGACACAUGAUGAGUGCUACUUAUCAGUUUGCUACUGGUACAGUAUUAUCUUUUUUUUUUUCCCUAAUUUGUAGGUACAGGAGAGAGGAGACCCAGAAGUGAAAUUCCUUCUAGUAACCCGCCUAAAGUGCAGGUCAAAGGACAGGAAGGAGAUUUAGGUGAUUUAAAAUCUCACAGCAGAGGGGAUUAAUGGAGCAGGUGUACAGGGUGGAGCCCUCCUGAUCCCAGGGCUGUAGGAUGGCGGCCCUGGCCCGUCAGCUGCAGAGUCUCCUCUGGACCACUUGCAAGAAAAAAGAGAGGGAGGAGGAGGCGGAGGAGGAAGAGGAGAAGGAGUGGGGGCGCAGGGCCCCCGAUGGGUCUCGGUCUCUGCUGACAGCGCCGCGGCGCGCCCAGCGGCCGCACGGGGGUGCCGCGGCGUCGUGGGGCCUGCGCUUUGGGGCGAGCGCAGCGCAGGGCUGGCGCGCGCACAUGGAGGACGCUCACUGCACUUGGCUUUCGUUACCUGGUCUGCCCCCAGGCUGGGCCUUCUUUGCCAUCCUCGACGGCCACGGUGGGGCUCGAGCUGCCCGCUUCGGUGCACGCCACUUGCCAGGCCAUGUGCUCGAGGAGCUGGGCCCGGAGCCUGGCGAGCCCGAGGGCGUGCGCGAGGCGCUGCGCCGAGCCUUCUUGAGCGCCGACGAGCGCCUGCGCUCCCUCUGGCCCCGCGUGGAAACGGGCGGCUCCACGGCCGUGGCAUUACUGGUCUCCCCGCGGUUCCUGUACCUGGCGCACUGCGGUGACUCCCGCGCCGUGCUGAGCCGCGCCGGCGCCGUGGCCUUCAGCACCGAGGACCACCGGCCCCUUCGACCUCGGGAACGCGAGCGCAUCCACGCCGCGGGUGGCACCAUCCGCCGCCGGCGCGUCGAGGGCUCUUUGGCGGUGUCGCGAGCGUUGGGCGACUUUGCCUACAAGCAGGCUCCGGGGAGGCCCCCCGAGCUACAACUCGUUUCUGCGGAGCCUGAGGUGGCCGCAUUGGUACGCCAGGCGGAGGACGAGUUCAUGCUCCUGGCCUCUGAUGGCGUCUGGGACACUAUGUCUGGUGCUGCCCUGGCGGGACUGGUGGCUUCGCGUCUCCGCCUGGGCCUGGCCCCAGAGCUUCUCUGCGCGCAGUUGUUGGACACGUGUCUGUGCAAGGGCAGCCUGGACAACAUGACCUGCAUCCUGGUCUGCUUCACGGGGGCUCCUAGGCCUUCUGAGGAGGCGAUCAGGAGGGAGCUAGCACUGGACGAAGCCCUGGGCCGUAGAAUCGCUGAACUGUGUGCCUCUGCUCAGGAGCUCCCAAGCCUGAACACAGUUUUCAGGACUCUGGCCUUAGAGGACAUCCCAGAUUUACCUCCCGGGGGAGGGCUGGACUGCAAGGCCACUGUCAUCGCUGAAGCUUAUUCUAAGUUCUGCCAGCUCUCAGAAGAGUGCAGAGAGAAGGGGCAGGAUGGGGCUGGGAAGCCCACCGCCACGGAUUUGGGCUCUGCCUUGGACAUGGAGGCCUGACAGCUGUUGUCCUUUAGGGAUCCUUUGCUCCACUGGGGCCUCAACAGAACGAAAGAAGAAAACGGACCCCUUCCACAGCCACAUGUGCCGGCGGAAGGAAGGCAGGCCAGUGUAGGAACCCAACAUGCUUAUUUCUCCUUCUCUUACUUCCCUCUCACAGAUAAGUCUUACGAGAGGGGAAAUUCCACCAUCACCCAGACUAAAAAGAAAAAGCCCCAAACGAAAAAGAAAAUAAAAAGCAACAAAAAAUUCCCCAACCAAAUGUUUUUGAAAUAUUCAGAGCUGAACAGAUUCUGAGAGAUCUCCUAGUCCAAUAACCUCUUUCCUUCUUAUUAUUCAUCUGUUUUUGAGGGGAAGUAGAGUUUUGAUUAUUAAAUUGUAUUUACAUAAGUGAUUCCAAAUACAUUUUCUUGUAAA
Callithrix jacchus (white-tufted-ear marmoset) is the source of this 3273-nucleotide messenger RNA. It is a transcript of the gene PPM1N, whose product is annotated as protein phosphatase, Mg2+/Mn2+ dependent 1N (putative). Gene Ontology annotation, biological process: protein dephosphorylation. Gene Ontology annotation, molecular function: magnesium ion binding; manganese ion binding; protein serine/threonine phosphatase activity. Lineage: Eukaryota; Metazoa; Chordata; Mammalia; Primates; Cebidae. The record is from RefSeq and is a predicted model, not a curated record.